Molecule: messenger RNA, 1973 nt
Organism: Physcomitrium patens
Lineage: Eukaryota; Viridiplantae; Streptophyta; Bryopsida; Funariales; Funariaceae
Product: anamorsin homolog 2
Biological process (GO): iron-sulfur cluster assembly
Cellular component (GO): cytoplasm
Molecular function (GO): iron-sulfur cluster binding
Source: RefSeq, a predicted model, not a curated record
UGCCGGCCCUGGACCCGGCGCGUCGUUUGUGCGUGUGCGCUGCUGCUGCAGUCACUUCAAACGAAAUUUCGUAGCGACGCCUCCUCUUCGGAGUCUUUUCGCGGAGGACUUCAAUUCGGGGCACAGAGGAGUCGUUCGUUCGGCGAACCUCGCCCUGCGGUGCUUGCUCCACUCGAGCUACUUGCCAGGUUAGGGUAAGUCAUGCCAUUCCAUGCUGGCGCUGAUCUGGAGCGGUUCUCCUUUUCGGUAACUAAUCGUGAUUUGAUGGAAUUCUCUGGCUCCCAUGUGGAAUGAGCAAGUGCCAAGCGUGGGAGGGAGGCCGAGGACGGGUGUGCUUCGCCUUCUGUUGGCUAGCGUGUCCUUGUAGCGUGGCCUACUUAUGUUAGAGACACGGCCAGAGAGAGUAGCACACUGAAGAGAGGUGGACAGGGAGGAAGGCUAUUGAGAAAAAGCAGAUUGAAGCAAAGUGGGCAGUUCAACGGUGUUGAAUAUUUUUGAGUUGGUUUUGCUCUGUGUCUACCGGUAAAUCCUUUAUCAAUUGACUCACGUAAGUUUCCUUUCGAAGGUAGAGGUUAUCUCUCAGCUCAUCUGUCAGAGAUGGCCAAAAAGGUUGGAGUUUUGUUGUUCAUCGAUUUGCAGCCACUUCCGGACUCAGUGGAGCAAUGGGUUAAGAAGACAUAUCACGCUGAACUGUCUGGCGGAGCCACAUUGCAAAUCGUAUUCAAUACUCAAGAGGCUUGCAAGCUUGAUGUUGGGACAUCAGUGGAGGCAGUGGUAUCAUUGAUGCAUACACCAGGCCGUCAUUCUCCAUCAUUUCUGGCGGAGGUUGCUCGUGUUCUCAAUCCUGGUGGCUCCUUCUUGGUUCUAGAACCGCUUCUUGUUGAAACCCAAGAACAGAAGUAUUCUAGCACUCAAACAAACGCUGGAUUGGAGCGGAAUUUGCUGCUUGCAGGCUUUGUGAAUUCUGAAGUGGACUUUGUAACCGGAGUAGAGAUUGCUAAAGCAUGUACGACCAGUUCUGUUGCCUUGAAUCUUGUUGCGGUGAAAUCUAAGAAGCCUUCUUGGGACUCGGCAUCUGUAUUCCAACUCAGGAAGGGCUCUAGCCAGAAAGGUCGUGCCAGGACAAAUGGAAAUCAUCAACCCGUGAAGUUUACUGCUGGGGAUGUGAUGGACGAUGUUCUGUCAAUGAGCAAGUCAGUAGUCAAAUUGGAUCUUACAAGUAAUUUUAAAGAUGAUGACGAGGAACUUAUUGACGAGGAUGAUCUUCUUACAGAGGAAGACUUGAAGGCACCUGAGAUACCUAAGGCAGAGAGCUGUGCUCCUACCAAAAAGGCAUGCAAAAACUGUACUUGCGGUCGUGCAGAACUUGAAGAGAAGGAAGAAGAGACUAAACUUACAGCUGCCCAAAUCAACAACCCCACAUCUUCUUGCGGCAGUUGUGGACUAGGAGAUGCAUUCCGUUGUGCCGGAUGUCCAUACAGGGGCAUGCCUACCUUCAAACUUGGAGAGAAGAUUACUCUUGGAGAGUCAUGGUUGGUGGCUGACGCAUGAUGUACGUUUGUCCCAAGUUAUGACAAGUGCAGCCACGGAAGGUUAGGUUUAGAUCCGAGUCAGGGAGAUUGUUUGCCACCAAUUUUGACCUCGAUGAUCAUAUUGAACUUGGAUGGAGCGAUCAUCGUUAUUACCCAUUCGCGGUUUGUAGUCAGGCAGCGAUGAUUUUUUUAAGAGGAUUAGCGAUAAAUUCUUUAGAGGACUGAAGCCAGUUGUCACCCGCUGUGGCAUGAGGGAUUAAUGUACCAUCUUAUGUCGUAAUCUCCUGUCAUGUUUCUUGUAGACAUCUGCUGCCCGACUUAAUUGACCGUCGUGCCUCAAAUCUCUGGCGAAGAUGGUCAUUUCCGCAUCCAAAUAUCAAAGUGAAUUCAUAGUACGGUCCUCAUCUUUAAAAUGAAUUUAUUACAUCACUCUGAGCAUUA